This is a messenger RNA of Mesorhabditis belari, 351 nucleotides long. NCBI's taxonomy places the organism in Eukaryota, Metazoa, Nematoda, Chromadorea, Rhabditida, Rhabditidae. The record is from the annotation of a GenBank genome assembly.
AUGCACUCAAUCCCUGCACGUCGUCCUUUACCCAAAUUGUCCUCCAAAGUAAAGAAAGCACAACCGACGCGAAAAGUCAAGAAAAUGACUCGUUUAACUCGUGAAGAGAAAGAAGAACUCUCUCGUCUUGCCUCGAUUCUUCCACCUUCACUUCAAAUCUCAAAUCCUCAAGCCGAGCCGACGAGAGUUCUCCAAGACACUGUUGCCUACAUUGAUGAACUUCUUCAUCUCGUCUCCACGCGUGUCAAUCAAGGAACACUGCCCAGAGAAAUCCUCUCUCAAAUCACACUUCCCACUCAUCUCAUCAACCCAUCACCACCACAAAAGACAAGGAAAUUCGAGAAAAUGAAA